Molecule: messenger RNA, 1541 nt
Organism: Schistosoma haematobium
Lineage: Eukaryota; Metazoa; Platyhelminthes; Trematoda; Strigeidida; Schistosomatidae
Exons: 2
Coding region: 612-911 (99 amino acids)
Source: RefSeq, a predicted model, not a curated record
UAGUUAUCAGGUGGAUACUCUCAAGGUCACUGUGGCGUCGGUCAAAAGUCGUCGAUAAAUGAAAAAUCUAUUCAUUGGAAAGUCGAUUAAAACGAAGGCAACUCAUUGUUUGGUAUAGAGGAACGUGACUAUUGAUACUUGGAAAAUUCCAUUAGGAUGAUAAGAUUGUUUUCCCACAUUAACAAUAACUCUAUCAUUAAUGAGAAUCUUAUCAUCAUAUUCAUUGAUGCAAACCUGUUUACUUGUCGCUUAAGUUUGUUUGCUGAAGUGGUCGGACAAUAAUAAUUCUAAAACGAUCUCAUUAUUUGAAAAGCUAACUUACAUAUUAUAAGAGAUCUCAACGAACAAGUGAUCCGAUAAAAAUAAUAUGAUCCGCUAAUCCUAUCAAAGAAGACCCAUCAGACUUUUAAAACAUUAGAGGAUACUUCAUGUGAGGAAGCUCUAAGGAGCUGAGAAACAGUCGAAGAUAUCCCAUCUAAUCAUCUUUUGGAAGAAUAUUCCAAAAUCCUUACAUGUAGCUUCCUUUUAAGUUGGCAAAAGCUGGAGACAAUGACCAGGUGAAACAUACUGGUAUAAUAAAUCAUCAGUGUGAGCGUUUCAAAUGAUCAGCAAUGACAGAAGAUCAGUUUAAAUGUCUUGUUUUUAUAUGCAGCUUGCAGUCACUUGAAGAUGCCGACAUGAGAACCAAAAUUCUCAGUAAAAUUAAACAAUGUCCAAAUAUAACGCUACAUGAAGUGAAUUUAAAACAUGACAUUUCUAUGAUUAAAAACAGUGACGAUGGGUUGAAAAAAAAAAAACACAACCAAAGUCAACCAGUGACUGGACGAGAAUCACUGUGUAAUUAUUCCGAACAAUCAGCAUACAAAAUUGUCGUCAUCGUCAUUAUCGUUAUCGUAUUUCGAGAUUACUAGCAGAGCUUAAGAGCUGAAUCUAACGUUCAAUCAAAAGACAUAUCACUUCAUGAUCAAUUUAUAUGUGAAUCAUUAGAUUAUUGACAAUAAAUAAAUGGAUACUUAUCUUGUCCAAAAAAAGAAAGAAAGAAAGAAAAUGACAGAGAUCAUAAUAUACACAUAUCAAUAAAAGACACAUUGAACAAAAGAAGUUAUAAAGUAAACAUUACCAUCUAUAUGCACAUACAUACACACGCACACACAGAGAAACAGAGGGAGGGAAUGAGAUAAAGUGGUGAUGGUGGUUGUGGUGAUGAGGGGAUUCAGAAAGAGAAUCACAAAUGAUUUCAAUUAAUCUCAUUUCAUUAUUCGUUAUAUUACCAUGAAUUAAUCGUAUCCAUUUGUUUUAAACAUCUAUUAUAAUGUGUCCAAAAUAAAGCUAAAUCAGUUGAAGCAAUUAAACGUUGACUAUGGAUUGGACAAAAAAAAUUAUUACAUAACCAUAUAGGAUCACAUGUAAUACCAUGAUGGAUUGUACAAUAUGAACAUAUUGUCUCUAAAUGAUUCAAUUGGGAUUGUACAUGAUGAAUCUACAAAUAAGAUAGAAAACGAAAUGAAUGAAAAUAUAUGUAGAAAUAUAAUUAGUAUCAG